Molecule: messenger RNA, 591 nt
Organism: Eruca vesicaria subsp. sativa (arugula)
Lineage: Eukaryota; Viridiplantae; Streptophyta; Magnoliopsida; Brassicales; Brassicaceae
Source: the annotation of a GenBank genome assembly
AUGAAGAAAUAUUUCGUUUCUUCAUUUUCUUGCCUUACACCUUACGAGGUGACCGACUCGGUUGAUGAAUCAGUCGUGGAGGAUUGGGUCAAUACCGGAGGUAGACCACUCGGCAUAGCUUUUGAACUUCACGGUGAAGUUAUUCUCGCAGACGCAUACAAGGAGUGCAUCCGGUCUGUCACAACAAGUAGUGACGGAAAGAAAACGGAGUUGUUAACGGAUGAAGCUGACGGCGUUAAAUUCAAACUCACUGACGGAGUCGCCGUUGCGGAUAACGGCGUUUUGUAUUUCACAGAUGCUUCGUCCAAAUACAACAUGCGUGACUUCGCUUUUGAUAUCUUGGAAGGGAAAUCUCACGGCAGACUCAUGAGCUUUGAUCCCACCACACGAAUUACACGUGUCCUUUUGAAAGAGUUGUACUUUGAAAAUGGUGUCUCUAUGUCUUCCGACCAAACACAUCUCGUCUUCUGCGAAACACCCAUGAGAAGAUGCAGCAAGUAUAACAUCAAGGAGGAGCGUGUUGAGGUGUUUAUUCAAGGCUUACCCGGUUAUCCUGAUAACGUCCGGUACGAUGGAGAAGGACAUUACUAG